Messenger RNA from Alnus glutinosa, 824 nucleotides. RefSeq names its product glutathione S-transferase F11-like. Bases 82 to 726 code for a protein of 214 amino acids. Gene Ontology annotation, molecular function: glutathione transferase activity; glutathione binding. Lineage: Eukaryota; Viridiplantae; Streptophyta; Magnoliopsida; Fagales; Betulaceae. The transcript is spliced from 3 exons. The record is from RefSeq and is a predicted model, not a curated record. Gene Ontology annotation, cellular component: cytoplasm.
CGCCAAAAGGCAAUAGCUAGGCCAAGAACCAAAGAGCGAUCAGUCGUUGAAACAACUUGCGUUUUAGGUGCGUGGUAGAAGAUGGUAGUCAAAGUGUAUGGGACAGUGAGGGCAGCCUGCGUACAGAGGGUGCUUGCUUGCCUUCUGGAGAAGGGGGUGGACUUUGAUGUCGUUCACGUUGAUCUUGACGCCGGAGAGCAAAAGCGACCUGAGUUCCUUGUCCGACAGCCGUUUGGGCAAGUUCCGGCGAUAGAGGAUGGCAAUCUCAAGCUUUAUGAGUCUAGGGCAAUUAUAAGGUAUUAUGCAGCAAAGUACGCGGACCACGGUCCCAAUCUAUUGGGAAGUGGUCUAGAAGAGAGAGCUAUGGUGGAUCAAUGGCUGGAAGUGGAAGCACACAACUUCAACGACUUGAUUUACACUCUGGUACUUCAGCUUGUGAUCCUGCCGCAGAUGGGAGAGCCCGGGGACUUGGCGUUGGCUCGCUCCUGUGAGAAAAAGCUAGAGAAGGUGCUGGACGUAUACGAGCAAAGGUUGUCAAAGAGCAGCUAUCUUGCCGGAGAGACUUUCAGUUUGGCUGAUCUCAGCCAUCUUCCGGGCAUUAGAUAUCUUAUGAAUGAAGCUAAAAUGGGGCACUUGGUGACAGAGAGGAAGAAUGUGAACGCAUGGUGGGAGGAUAUCUCCAACCGUCCUGCCUGGAAGAAGUUGAUGAAGCUUGCUGGUCACUAGCUAGCUAGUCAUAUAUCUAUUGUAUCACUUUUAUUCUGCUUUUACGUACCUGUUAAACUUGUGUAAGACUUAUCUCAAUUGUGCUGCUUUUUCUUUCA